Messenger RNA from Drosophila serrata, 624 nucleotides. RefSeq lists its product as uncharacterized. NCBI's taxonomy places the organism in Eukaryota, Metazoa, Arthropoda, Insecta, Diptera, Drosophilidae. The record is from RefSeq and is a predicted model, not a curated record.
AUCAACCAAAGCUAGACUGUCAUUACUACCGCCGAGGUACAGGACUUUACCAACAUUAUGGGUCCCGAAGACUUGACAACAGCAACUGGAGGGACGGAGUUCUUGCAAAAUGGCUCCGCGGGAACCAGAGGCACGAUGGCACAAGUAGCCCAGGACCCUGCCCGUUCUCAGCAAAGAACGCCGCCUAUGAUUAAAUAUAGGAACAAUAAUAACAAUCAGGAGGAUAUCAACUCCAUUGAAAGCAUUUCCAGUUUGCCGAGCUUUCAGGGAAACGCCACCGAUUUUGAUUGGAUUGACGAGAUGGUAAAGCAGCGCAACCGCAACGAAAUGAUGCACAAUAAUCUAAAGAAAACGUCGAAGAAGGGCCUCGAUAGCUGCCUGCAACCUAUGGCAGAUCAGCUUGACGGUCAAAUGUACGAAUUUAAUAGCAAUGACAAGGGAAAAAGGAAUUAUCCCAAGGAGGACGAUGACGACGAUGACAUGGUUGUCAAAUGUCUGCAUUACUCGCUUAUGUGCUGCGAUUGUAGGAUUUUGUAAAGAGUACUGCGGGAUGCAUCUAAAAUAGCACUCCACGAUGUAGUAGGACGAAUACAUAUAAUAUAUAUUCUUGAUUUUGAUACUUAG